AUGGCAACAUUUUUCCGGCGGAUAUUGAACAAACGAAGUGUCAAUUCACUCGUUCAACUUGAUCGUUUUAUAGGUGGCUGUCCUCAUCGUCCAGUAAUUUCUUUAACAAAUAUGACCACAAGGUUAUAUUCUUCCUCGUCUUCUUCCUCGUCUCCAUCAAGUACGAAAAAGAACAAUACAACACAUACUGCACCUCAGAAAGAAUUGCACUUUGUUCAUGUUCAACAUAUACAUCCACGAGAACUCGCGCAGAGCACGUUCUUUGCGUUGCAUAGACCAUUGUUAACCUUUGGUAAUGAACAAAUGCAACAAACAUUUGAAAAUGGGCAGAACCAACAGGUUUGGGAAGAAGAAGAUUACGAAGAGAAUUCCGGAUCCAAUGCUAACAACGCAAUACCACUCGCUAACCCACUUUCACCUUAUCUAACUACUACUCCAUUUCAUCCCAAUCAACCAACAAUUUCAAUGUCUGCUGCAGAAUCAAAGUAUGUAGUUAAUAGAUUUUUCUCUGAAAUAAAAUUAAAGUUCAAUCAAGAACAAUUAUUAAAUAAUCAAAAGACGACAGUUACGGAAUUAGAAGUAGAUAAUGUAAAACAACUGGAACAAUCGACAAAUACUGAGCAUUCGAAUACUAAUCCUGUUGUAGAUUUGAAAUUGAUUGAAAAGGCUACCCAUGCAUUAUUAAAACAUGAAAAAGUUCGACCAAAGUUAGGAAAUGAUUUAUUAUCGGAUGGUCAACCAGUAAAUGUUUGGUUGAUAGUAUCAUUGUUCAAAUUUUCUGACAAGCCCAGGCUUAAACCCGUGAGAAUUCCGUUAAAGCACCCUUUAUAUGGAUCUUCAACAGAUAUUUGUUUAAUUACUAAAGAUCCGCAAAGAACUUAUAAAGAAUGGGUUGCUGCACACAACGUUAAAUGGGUUCAAAAUGUAAUUGGAAUUUCUAAACUUCGUAAAAAAUAUAUACCUUACGAAGCUAAAAGAAAUUUAUGUGAUUCGUAUGAUUUAUUUUUAACGGAUGAGCGUAUUUUACCUCUUCUUCCUAAUAUGUUGGGAAAAUAUUUCUUUGAAAAGAAAAAGCAACCGAUCCCAGUGAAUAUUAGUAAAGAAUCGAAUUUCAAAAGAGAAAUUCUUAGAGCUUGUCAUUGUACUUAUAUGUAUUAUAGUCCAGGAGUAUGUCUAUCUAUUAAAAUAGGGACAACAGGUAUGACAUCAAAACAAAUUUUGGAAAAUUUAGAAAUGGCCAUUCCAGUUAUUGCUACUAAAAAAAGGAAAAUUUCAAAUGACAUCUCCGAAAACGUUGUUGUUCCCAAGAAGAAUAAGAAUUCACAGUUGAAAAAAUCUACAGUAAAUAUAAUAACCAAAAAAGAAGAAGGGAUGAAACGUCCCCUUAAUAAAAAAGUUAAGGAAGGAAGUGAUAUCGUUAAAGCAAAGGAAGGAGAAGAAAAAGUGAGUAACUCCGUAAAUGUUAUUACAGCUGAAGCAAAGGAUAGUAAUUCUAAAAAAGGAGAAGGGAGAGCGAAAAACAACGUAAAAGUAAACAUUACACUCGAACAAAAGAAAACUAAUGGAGAAGGAAAAAAGUCGAAUAAUACCGUAAAAGUAAAAACUACAACUGAAACCAAGGAUAGCAUUCCUAAGAAAGGAGGAGAAGGGAAAGCAAAUAGUAAUGCAAAGGUACCCAAACAACAGAAAGCCAAUGUUGUAGGUGAAAUAAGAGCGAGUACUGUGGUUAAAGAAAAGAUUACAAAUGAAGCAAAUGAUAAAAAUUCUAAGAAAGAAGGCGGCAAAGCGAAUAGUAAUAAAAAAGUAAACACUAUACCUAAACAAAAGAAAGCCAAUAUUGGAGGAGAAAAGAAAGCAACUGUUGAAUUGAAGAAAAGUAAUUUUAAACAAGACGAAAGUAAUUCUCGAGUUCUAGAUACGGCUUCCAAUGAGAAGAAACGAAAAAAAACAUCCGAAAUUAAGAAUGUAAAGUCUGCUAUAGAUGCUACUACAAACAAAAAGAGUACUAAGGAUGAUGAUAAAAAAGAUCCUUUAGAUGACAAGGUAUCGAGUUUUAUUGCUGAACAGAAAAAGAAAAUUAUUGAACAAGCGGACAUGAACUCUAACAAAAACGUUGUUGGUAAUGAUAAAGCAAAAAAGAAAGUAGCACAGGAGAAACCGAAAGGCGAAGCAGAAGUUAAUGGCAAUGGCAAGAAAAAUGGUAAAAGCAUUAAGAGAAAAAGAGAGGUUUCUGGAAAAAAUAAGCCAAAUAAAAGAAAAUAG
This is a messenger RNA of Funneliformis mosseae, 2262 nucleotides long. Lineage: Eukaryota; Fungi; Glomeromycota; Glomeromycetes; Glomerales; Glomeraceae. The record is from the annotation of a GenBank genome assembly.